GCCGAAGGGCCGGGGCGGGCAGGAGGCGGCGGCGGCGGCCUCGCCCUCCCUCAGGGGCUGCAGAUGGGAGCCCGGGGCGCUGGAGGUGCGGCCAGGCCGGAAUGCGACGCGGCGUCGGGGCGAGAGCUGUUCCGGGACGCCGCCUUCCCCGCCUCGGAGUCCUCGCUCUUCUCCAGCCGGUCCACGCCGCUGGCCCGGUUCCGGGAGGACAUCACGUGGAGGCGGCCCCAGGAAAUCUGUGCUGCGCCCCAGCUGUUUCCAGAGAACCCACAGGAAGGGCAGGUGAAGCAGGGGCUGCUGGGGGACUGCUGGUUCCUGUGUGCCUGCGCUGCCCUGCAGAAGAGGCGACACCUCCUGGACCAGGUCAUUCCUCCAGGACAGCCGAGCUGGCACGACCAGACGUACCGUGGCUCCUUCACCUGUCGAGUUUGGCAGUUUGGACACUGGGUGGAGGUGACCAUAGAUGACCGUCUGCCUUGUCUUGCAGGGAGACUCUGCUUCUCCCGGUGCCAGAGAGAGGAUGUGUUCUGGCUUCCCUUACUGGAAAAGGUCUACGCCAAGGUCUAUGGGUCCUAUGAGCACCUGUGGGCAGGGCAGGUGGCGGAUGCCCUGGUGGACCUAACUGGUGGCCUGGCAGAAAGGUGGAACCUGAAGGACUUAGGCACCAGCGGCCAGCAGGAUAGGCACGGCAGCAGGGAGCACAGGACUUGUCGGCAGCUGCUCCGCCUGAAGGACCGGUGUCUGAUCAGCUGCUCGGUGCUCAGCCUCAGAGCAGGUGCCAGGGAGCUGGGAGAGUUUCAUGCCUUCAUUGUUUCUGAUCUGCGGGAGCUCCGAGGUCAGGCUGGCCAGGAUGUCCUGCUGCUGCGGAUUCAGAACCCCUGGGGCCGGCGGUGCUGGCAGGGGCUCUGGAGAGAGGGGGGUGAAGGGUGGAGUCAGGUAGAUCCGGCGGAAGCAUCUGACCUCCUGUCCCAGCUCCAGGAAGGGGAGUUCUGGGUGGAGGAGGAAGAGUUCGUCAGGGAGUUUGAUGAGAUCACUAUUGGCUACCCAGUCACGGAGGCCGGUCACCUGCAGAGCCUCUACACAGAAAAGGUGCUGUGCCAUGUGCAGGCGCUACCAGGGGCCUGGGUCAAGGGGCAGUCAGCAGGAGGCUGCCGGAACAACAGCAGCUUUCCCAGCAACCCCAAGUUCUGGCUGCGGGUCUCGGAACCGAGUGAGGUAUACAUUGCCGUCCUGCAGAGGCCUGGGAUGCACAAGGCAGACUGGGCAGGCCGGGCCCAGGCACUGGUGGGAGGCAACUGGCCCUCAUGCAGUCCAGCGAGCUUCCCAGGCAAGGACUACCAGGCCGUGGGCCUCCACAUCUGGAAGGUCGAAAAGCGGCGGAUCAGCCUGCCCAGGGUCCUGUCUGCACCCCCCGUGGCUGGCACCAUGUGCCACGCUUACGACCGGGAGGUCCACCUGCACUGUGAGCUCUCCCCAGGCUACUACCUGGCCGUCCCCAGCACCUUCCUGAAGGACGUGUCAGGGCAGUUCCUGCUCCGAGUCUUCUCUACGGGGAGAGUGUCUCUCAGUGCCGUCAGGCCAGUGGCCAAGAGUGCCGCACCCAGAGCAGCCCUGCCCACAGGGGAGUGGGAGAUCGUGCAGCUGCGGGGCUGUUGGAGAGUCGGCCAGACGGCGGGGGGCAGCAGGAACUUUGCCUCCUACCCCACCAACCCCUGCUUCCCCUUCUCGGUCCCCGAGGGCGCCGGCCCCCGCUGUGUUCGCAUAACUCUGCAUCAGCACUGCCAGCGCAGCGACGGCGAGUUCCACCCCAUCGGCUUCCACGUCUUCCAGGUUCCAGCGGGUGGUGAGAGCCAGGGCGCGCCGUCCCUGCUGCUCCAAGAGCCACUGCUGAGCUGCGUGCCGCAUCGCUACGCCCAGGAGGUGAGCCGGCUCUGCCUCCUGCCAGUGGGGACCUACAGGAUUGUGGCUUCCACCUACUUGCCGGACACAGAGGGUGCCUUCACAGUGACCAUAGCAACCAGAAUAGACAGGCGGUCCCUACACAGCCAGGAGAUGCUGGGGCAGUUCCUCCAAGAGGUCUCCAUUAUGGCGGUGAUGAAAGCCUGAGUGGCCCUGUGCGCUAUGGCAGCUGGUUCUGAGCCCUGGCCCACUUCACAGCUCUGCAGAGCAGCUGUGCCUGGGGGUCCAAGUAAAAUGCCCCGUCCCAGAGAGAUGUAGCCCUAGGGUCCAGCAGGUGCUGCAGGAGGGGCAAGAAGAACUCAGAGUGGCAUCUUGUCACGCCGCUGAGACAACAGACCCCACGAUUCCAGGAGCUUCCCAGAAUUCCUCCCAAGUCACCUUUCAUUGACUCCAGACAGCCGCCUUAUACCAUGUGGGAGUGUAUUUCAACAAAUCUUGUUAAAACUAUUUAUUAUUUGAAA
Messenger RNA from Cynocephalus volans (Philippine flying lemur), 2420 nucleotides. RefSeq names its product calpain 10 (gene CAPN10). Gene Ontology annotation, molecular function: calcium-dependent cysteine-type endopeptidase activity. The transcript has 12 exons. The coding region runs from base 64 to 2106 and encodes 680 amino acids. The record is from RefSeq and is a predicted model, not a curated record. Gene Ontology annotation, biological process: proteolysis. Gene Ontology annotation, cellular component: cytoplasm. NCBI's taxonomy places the organism in Eukaryota, Metazoa, Chordata, Mammalia, Dermoptera, Cynocephalidae.